Messenger RNA from Choloepus didactylus (southern two-toed sloth), 2617 nucleotides. It is a transcript of the gene COLEC10, whose product is annotated as collectin subfamily member 10. The record is from RefSeq and is a predicted model, not a curated record. The transcript is spliced from 6 exons. NCBI's taxonomy places the organism in Eukaryota, Metazoa, Chordata, Mammalia, Pilosa, Megalonychidae. Bases 92 to 925 code for a protein of 277 amino acids.
CUUCACUUUUUUCCCCAAAGCAGAAGGCUUUAUUUAAAAUAAAGCUGUGUGUUUGGCGCUUCUCGGCAACCCUUUUUGAGGAACCACAGCCAUGGAUGGCUUGGGAGCCGCACUUAGAAGAACCCAGUUCAUCCUCCUGGUGCUAUUUCUUUUGCAAAUCCAGAGUCUGGGUCUGGACGUCGAUAGUCGUCCCACCACUGAAGUCUGUGCCACACACACAAUUUCACCAGGACCCAAAGGAGAUGAUGGUGAAAAAGGUGAUCUAGGAGAAGAGGGAAAGCAUGGCAAGGUGGGACGUGCGGGGCCAAAAGGAAUUAAAGGAGACCUGGGUGAUAUAGGAGACCAGGGCAAUAUUGGCAAGACUGGACCGAUUGGCAAGAAGGGUGACAAAGGGGAAAAGGGUUUGCCUGGAGCACCUGGAGGAAAAGGCAAAGCAGGUACUGUCUGUGAUUGUGGAAGAUACCGGAAGGUUGUUGGACAAUUGGAUAUUAGUGUUGCUCGACUCAAGACUUCUAUGAAGUUCGUCAAGAAUGUCAUAGCAGGGAUUAGGGAAACUGAAGAGAAAUUCUACUACAUCGUGCAGGAGGAGAAGAACUACAGGGAAUCACUGGCCCACUGCCGGAUCCGGGGUGGAAUGCUAGCCAUGCCCAAAGAUGAAGCUGCCAACUCGCUCAUCGCUGACUACGUCGCCAAGAGUGGCUUCUUCCGGGUGUUCAUCGGGGUGAAUGACCUUGAAAGAGAGGGGCAGUAUGUGUUCACAGACAACACUCCCCUGCAGAACUACAGCAACUGGAAGGAGGGAGAGCCCAGCGACCCCUAUGGUCACGAGGACUGUGUGGAAAUGCUGAGCUCAGGCAGUUGGAAUGACACGGAGUGCCAUCUCACCAUGUACUUUGUCUGCGAGUUUGUCAAGAAGAAAAAGUAACUUCCCUCAGGCUAUACAUUUAUUUCCCUGUAACUACCAUUGCAGUUAUUUUUAUCCAUUCACUUCUUAAUUACACUAAAUUCAUUGUGACUCAUGACAAGUAGGAAAUGCUGAACUGAGGUUUGGAAUCUCCAUCACCAUGCUUUCCUGUACCAAUUUUGACAUUUCUCAUAGAUAGUAUGUUAUUGAGUCAAUAGCUCACUAGCUUACAUGGGCCCUGAGGAAGAGUUUCAAUUACUAGCUGUCUGCAUCUCAAGUGAAAUGUACUCUGUGCAUGUGCUCUGCCAUCUGUCCCUAGAGCCCUGAAUCACUCUUAAUUUGGUCCAGUGGCUAUAGAGUCCACAGUUGGUUGGUGACCAUCGGGCUAACUUGCCCUUGCCCAAAGCCAGGCAUACAAAGGUGUCUUUUGUUGGUAAUGUCAAUAUAAUACCUAUCCUUGAACCCAAGAUGCCAAAUUCUUUGAAUAGUCACUCCCAUUGUCAUAGCCACACUGGCAAGUUCCCCUUAAUUGCACAGGAAAAGAUGCUUUAAAUCAAAAUCUCUUUAUGAGGAAUUUCUAGCCUAAUGAACUGUUUUAGAUCAUGUGGAACUACAGAGACUCCUUAUGUGCUUCUGAUCUAUAAGCUUCACUAAAAGUUACCAAGCUGUUGCCUGGGCCUCCUUUCUGUAGUCCCACACCUUCAGCUCAGUCCCCUAGAUGUUAACACUCUGAUUUGAGAAAAAUGGAACUCUAGAAAACAAAGAGGUAAAAGGGAGUAUUUGUUCCCAAAGACUAUUAUUUAUAGUUGCCCUGCUGAACUGUCCUCUGCUAUUAACAUGACUCCAUUUUUGUCCUUGUCUUAGGCUCACCCAUAUCAACUUUCCUCUCCUUAGGGGUAGGGAAUGAGAAGAAGGUUUGUGAAGCCUUCAGAAAACUCUAGAAGCUGCAAGAGUGCUACCAACAUCAAGUCUCCAAGUCCUCUCUCCCUUGCCUCUAAUACAGCAAUCAUGGUGAAGCCCUUAACCGUCCAUAAAUUUUAUGCAGGAAAAAACCCACACCAAAGAUGCACUUUCUAGUACUUUGACAUCACAGGCAUGUGCCAGUUUGGCACAUGCCUGGAACUCACAUUUACUGAACUGGGGAAAUUCUACCUUGAACUGCAGAUUGACUCUCAAAGCAGCUCUCACUUGGAAUUUAAAAAUAAACCAUUAAACAAAACUCAAGAUUAUCCCCUUAUAAACUGCUACUCUGGUUAUGGUUUGAGACAUAUGAUUAAGUUAUUUAAAAUGCUUGCAAAAUGGUUAAUGAAAGAAGAGAAACAGAUCAACAACAUAUGUUCACUCCAGACCAUCUGUCCAUGAUUUCAUCUGUGACUAACUGGUUAUGAGAUAAGAAUUAAUCAGUUAUUUCUGUAGGUUCAGCAAGGGUCACAAACUCAGAUCCUAUGGAACCAGACAACGGGCGUAAAUAAAUGAAGUGUAGCAGGAAGAGACUUGAGCACAUUGGACACAGCUUGCCCUUCUAAAUGAGCCAGCUGCUUCCAAAUUGCCCCUCUUCGUUGCCAUGGAGGGCCCAGUAUUGCUACAUGUUCUGAUGUUUCAAGAGAAGCCAGAAAGCCGGAACUUAAACUUCAUGUGUUUAAAUGGUGACAUCUAAUCUUUUCUUUUAUUGAGGUGAAAUGCACAUAAAAUAAACCAUUUCAAAGAAUACAA